AUGGAUGCCCAGGUAGUAAUCUCGCUACUGAUCCUCGGAUUUGUCAUCUGCAGUGUCAUCUACGACGUCGAGCUGAGUCCUCAAGGACGAAAGCUUCAUUCAAAAGGUUACCGAUGGCGCCGCUUACAAAACUGGUUCCCUAUGGGUGUGGCGUAUGCUUCGUUUUACAUGGCUCGGUACAACGUCAGUGCCGGCAAUGUUUCAGCCGUGCGUAAUCGACUCGGCUUUUCAUCGUCCUACAUGGGCUGGGUUUUGUCGGCUGGUUCGUGGGCAUACGCCGUCAGCUCCCCUAUUACUGGGAUCAUUACCGACCGUAUUGGUGGUCGAAAUGGCAUGAUUGUUGCAUGCGUAGGGGCCGCAAUUUGCAACCUCGCACUUGGCAUGAUCUUCCUCACGUGCGACUCCCAUCUCAUCGUCACGAAGACUUUGUUCGCUGUGUUUUACGCUGCCAACGUCCUGAUGCAAGGUUUUGGCACUAGUGCUGUUGUCAAGAUCAACGCUGCGUGGUAUACGGCAAGUGAACGUGGAAUCUUUGCUGGUGUCUUCAACGUCAUGCUAACGAGCGGGUACUUCCUGUCCCUGGGCUCAGGAAGUAGCAUCAUUGAGUCACUGGGAUGGGCGUACGUGUUUAUCAUUCCGGGAGGAACGCUUUUGCUAGUGACGAUCGUCAUUGUGUUUACUGUAAAGAGUUCCCCUGCCGACACAAAGUACCUGUCGGCAGACCAAUUACCGACAUGCGCCGCACCCCUCGAGCCUCAGCGGCUGUCGCGUGAAGAGGGAGAUGGAGCAGAGCCUCUUACACCAAAGCAGCAGAUGAAGCGUCUUUUGAAGAAUUUCACGUUUCUCGGGUACCUCGCUGCAUUGUUUUUCCUAUGCUGGGUACGCGAUGGGUUCCUCAACUGGUUCCUCUCGUUCUUUAACGACGUGCGUGUGGCACCUCUGUCAUCAAGUGACACGGCUAUCAUUGGAGGUGCCUGGACUAUCGGAGGAUUUGUUGGGGGCAUUCUCUGUGGCUGGAUCAGUGACGUCGUGUUCAACUCGAAUCGGGUCAAGCCAAUCUUCGUCUUUUCGCUGCUCCAGGCCCUCGUGCUCACUGUCAUCUACUAUGUAAGCCCAACGUGCAGCGUCCUCGUUUUGGGAGGCCUCAUCUUCCUCGCGAGUGUGUGUAUUCUCGGAAACUACACACUGCUGAGCUAUACGGUACCAACGGAUCUACCUCAGGAAAUUGCUGCGGGGGCCACUGGCAUUAUGCACGCAGUCGGGUACUUCUCGACCGGUCUUUCGAGUGCAAUUAUGGGCAAUGUCAUUGACGAUGCAGGCUACCUCGUGUGGGCAAAGUCCCUCAUUGUGGCAUCUAUACUAUCGGGUAUCUUCGUCAAGCUCGGAUCGCACUUUUCAAAGCAACCCAAUGCGCCCGAGUCGAAGAAACCCGUAUCGCCCGAGUCGAAGCAACAGCUAGCACCAAUUACACCGACGAUCGGUGCAACUUGCGAUACAGCUACAGAUUCAUCGAACGUCGACGAAGAUUUUGUUACCCUGGGAUCACCCAAUUUGGUGACGAGCGCAAAACCUUGA
Messenger RNA from Peronospora matthiolae, 1575 nucleotides. The record is from the annotation of a GenBank genome assembly. NCBI's taxonomy places the organism in Eukaryota, Oomycota, Peronosporomycetes, Peronosporales, Peronosporaceae.